CAAGAAUUUGAACUGCGCGGGUGCUCAGGGGCCUCGCGUCGGCAUUUGGAAGUGGACCAUUGCAAAUGCGCGCAUGAAUGCAAUUCUGACAGUAUGAUUGCAACGCGAACACCAUCGGCCCCCUCCUCGACGUUGACACGCAGCAAUAGCUAUCACGCGUCGCCACAUGCAGCGCAAUCGAUGCCUUCCGACAGAGCAGCGCGGGAACCGAUGCCAAACGCGGCCCAGCCGUCGAGCCAAACGGCACCACUGCACCAGCACCCGAGCCCGUACCCCUCCUCCGCCGACCGCUGCUUGAUCUGCCUCACGCGGCCCGACGACUUCGAGGACCCCGCGCGCGGCAUGACGUGCGGCAUGUGCUCGGCCUGCGGCACCUUCUUCUGCGGUAGCGAGCGGUGUCCACAAUCCACGCCGUCGCCACGAAACACGUGAAAAAACGCAGGCGAGUGCAAACCCCAGCUCGCCCGUAGAGCAUGCGCCGCGGACGCCGACCGCGACCUGAAAGAGCGCGGCUGGGGCGCCUGCCCCGCCUGCCGCGCACCAUUAAGGGCGUCGCACUCCGAGAACGUCAAGCGCCUCGAACGGCUCCUCGUCACGCGGACCGAGGGCAAGCACGUGGCCCGCGUGCAGUACAAGCUCGGCCUGGCCUACGAACUGGGACGGGGCGCGGGCCGCGACGACGCCAAGGCGUCGUCCUUGUACGAGGCGGCGGCGAAGGGCGGCCACGUCAAGGCCAUGUUCGCCUACGCCAUUUCGUUGGACGAGGGCCGCGGUCUUCAACGCGAUGCCACAAAGGCCGUCGAGUGGUUCCAACACGCGGCCGCGAAGGGCUCGGCGAAGGCGCAGUUCUCGCUCGGCAUCCGCUUCGCCGAGGGCCGCGGCGUGGCGCGGGACCCGGGCCGGGCCUUGCACUGGUUCGAGAAGGUAUUCGACAGCGUCCUUCUGAUUCGCGUCGAUGGCGUCGACGUUGUGUGUACUUCUAGCCCACACGCCAUCGCCACGAGAAAGCAUCGCGAUCGCACCACGAACACAAAAACACCACGAAACAACGCAGGCCGCCUCCCAGAACCACGCCAAGGCCCGCUGCAACCUGGGCAUCAUGUUCGCGAGCGGGAUUGGAGUCGCGCGGGACGAUUCAAAAGCCGCGCGCUACUACCUCGCGGCGGCGACGGGCGGCGUGCCGCGCGCCAUGUUUGAUUUAGCUGUCCUCUACGCGCGGGGCCGCGGCGUGCUGAAGGACGACGUCGCGGCGGUGGCGUGGUGCGAGCGGGCGGCGAUCGCCGGCGACGCCGCGGCGUGCGUGAACAUGGCCCACGUUUCAGGACAGGGUCUCGUCGGGCGCUGCCCCGAUUCUCGAGCCGCGCGGCGGUGGUUGGAUCUGGCGGCGCGGCGGCGCGGUUCUAGAAGAGACGACGCGCGCGACACGGCCGUCUCAUCUUUGGUCGCGGCGGCGCCGGCGCCGCAGCUGCGGUCCCUGGUCCCGGGGCCGGCGCCGACGUCGCCGAAGGACUCGCGCGUUUUUCUGCCCGCCCUCCCCGUCUAA
Messenger RNA from Pelagomonas calceolata, 1543 nucleotides. Lineage: Eukaryota; Pelagophyceae; Pelagomonadales; Pelagomonadaceae. The record is from the annotation of a GenBank genome assembly.